Molecule: messenger RNA, 2116 nt
Organism: Botrytis byssoidea
Lineage: Eukaryota; Fungi; Ascomycota; Leotiomycetes; Helotiales; Sclerotiniaceae
Exons: 4
Coding region: 1-1731 (576 amino acids)
Biological process (GO): protein quality control for misfolded or incompletely synthesized proteins
Cellular component (GO): cytoplasm; mitochondrion
Molecular function (GO): ATP hydrolysis activity; ATP binding
Source: RefSeq, a predicted model, not a curated record
AUGAAACUACGAACUACAUCGGCGCGAUCCUUCCGACUCUUAUCCGCGAAUUCUAGACGUACAUGUGAAGGUUCAAGGAAUUGGAUAUGUAUAAAUCGCGGUGACUUCAGCAGAGAAAAUGGAAGAAGAUAUAUCUCGGCGAUCGCAUUGGGAUCAAGGAAAUCAGCAUUAAGCUUAGAUGCUGCUUCAUUAACACCAAGACAUUUACUGGCCUUUCCCGCAUCUUUCAUCGCAGGGCAGCGAAGGUCUUUGGCAACUGUUCAAAAUGGUACACAAUCGUUCUCGUCAACAGAAAACAUCGCUGCAGAAAAUCCGGACGACCUAGGACCUAUGAAGGAAUAUAAUGCGCGCGUUGCAUCGGGACAAUUGAGGGACGAUGAACACCAGAGAGGCAUUAUACAGAAUCUUCAACAUCUCCACGAUGAGUUGCGAUAUUACAAUGCGCCCGCGAUUAUUCACCCAACCCUCGAAUCCCUUCAACCUCCACCAACUGCCAUGUUUGGACGUAUAUUUGGAAACAAACCCAAGAAAUUGGCGUUGAAGGAAAUACCAGAGAACCUUCCUCGAGGACUUUAUUUAUAUGGAGAUGUAGGAAGUGGAAAGACUAUGUUGAUGGACAUGUUUUAUGAGACACUGCCAAGUAGUGUAGCAUCAAAAACGAGGAUCCAUUUCCAUAAUUUUAUGCAGGAUGUUCAUAAGAGGUUACACAAAAUGAAAAUGCAGUACGGAAAUGAUAUUGAUGCUGUACCUUUUGUGGCAGCGGAUAUUGCGGAAAAGGGAAACGUGCUGUGUUUUGAUGAAUUUCAAUGCACAGAUGUGGCGGAUGCUAUGAUCUUGAGAAGACUUUUGGAAUCUUUGAUGUCCCAUGGCGUCGUUCUUGUCACAACCUCCAAUCGUCAUCCAGAUGACCUCUACCGUAACGGUAUUCAAAGAGAAUCAUUCAUUCCUUGUAUCAAUCUCCUCAAGUCCCGUCUCCACGUAAUCAACCUCGACAGUCCCACAGAUUACCGAAAAAUUCCUCGUCCUCCUUCCGGCGUCUAUCAUUGUCCUCUAGACGCUCACGCGCCUACUCACGCGGAAAAAUGGUUCCGUUUCCUUGGUGAUCCUGAACAAUCUACUCCUCAUUCAGAAACCCAACAUGUCUGGGGUCGCGCAAUUCACGUUCCGAAAGUUAGUGGUAAGGCUGCUAUGUUCACAUUUGAUGAGUUGAUCGGAAAACCUACUAGCGCAGCUGAUUACAUUGAGCUUAUGAGAAGCUACGACGCAUUUAUUGUUACGGAUGUUCCCGGAAUGACACAUCAACAACGUGAUCUCGCUCGUCGUUUUAUCACAUUCAUCGAUGCCGUCUAUGAAUCUCGUGCCAAGCUGGUCUUGACGACUGCAGUGCCAUUGACACAAUUAUUUCUGUCGAAAGAAGAAAUUCAAGAGAGCAUGAAGAAGGAAGUGGAGGAUAAGAAAGGACAAAAAGAAGUUAAUGAAGGAGAAGAACUGAAUGAUGCAAUGAGAAUGAUGAUGGAUGAUUUGGGUAUGAAUAUGAAUAUGUUGAAGAAUACUAGCAUGUUUAGUGGUGAUGAAGAAAGAUUCGCUUUUGCGAGAGCGCUGAGUCGAUUGAGUGAGAUGGGGAGUCAGCAAUGGGUUGAAAGGGGUAUGGGGUUAGAGAAAGAUGGGGGGAAGAAGGAGAAGGAGGGUUGGCAAAAGGUUAGGAGUAAGAGGUUGGAGGAUAGUAUGUAGGGAGAGUGAGUGUUUGGAGAGGCGUAGAAGCUGAAGACGUUGUUGUUGUUGUUGUUGCGCGAGAUACCAAUGAUUUGCUGCUCAGACGAUGAUAAGAGGAGUGGGUAGAUAAGAUCUAUAGUUGGAUACUUGGAUACUUGGAGAAAGAGAGAGAGAGAUUUGUCAUCUUUUCUUUGGAAUACCAAGAUAGAUAGUAUAUACACGCGCAACAGAUCGAUCGAUAUAUACCCAAAUGCUAAAUCAGUUCAAGCGUACUAGUAACACUUGUGAUGGUGAGCGAGGUGAGAGAGUAACUACUAGGUAUCUAAUGAAAUGAAUAACCGAGCUCAUUAAAUGGAAGGGAUAUGUAUCAUUUUUGAAUCCCCCCCCCCCUUUUUUUUGGUUU